AUGGGUGUGAGUAUCACACCUGUGUAUCAUAAUAUGUUUGCUUUAAUGAGUGAAACAGACAGGAUCUGGUAUCCCCCAAACCACGUCUUCCAUAUAGAUGAAUCAACAAGGCAUAAUGUACUCUACAGAAUAAGAUUUUACUUUCCUCACUGGUAUUGCAGUGGCAGCAACAGAACUUAUCGGCAUGGGAUAUCUCGAGGUGCGGAAGCUCCUCUUCUUGAUGACUUCGUCAUGUCUUAUCUUUUUGCUCAGUGGCGGCAUGAUUUUGUGCAUGGAUGGAUAAAAGUGCCUGUGACUCAUGAAACACAGGAAGAAUGUCUUGGGAUGGCAGUGUUAGAUAUGAUGAGAAUAGCCAAAGAAAAUGAUCAAACUCCACUCGCCAUUUAUAACUCUAUCAG
Molecule: messenger RNA, 398 nt
Organism: Urocitellus parryii (Arctic ground squirrel)
Lineage: Eukaryota; Metazoa; Chordata; Mammalia; Rodentia; Sciuridae
Source: RefSeq, a predicted model, not a curated record